UUUCAAAUUGUUUGUUUCAGCAUAAACAGUCUGUCGGGUUCAUCUCGCUACAUUUAUCAACGCCGCGUCUUUUUCAGUUCUGACCGCUUUCUAAAUGUACUCACCUGAACAGUGAUGUACCAAACGAGCCACAAUGGAAGAGGAGGGACUGAUCAACUUCAAAGCUCUGAGGGCCAAGUUUCAGGAAGAGGCUCUCCUGGCUCAAUCCAGAACCAGUCGACCAGUUGUUGCAGAGAAACCCAGACACCUUCCUCCCCCUGGAGGUCACUGCAGCUCAGUGGUUGGCAAUAUUCAUAUUGCUGUAGAAAACAAGACACCAGUGGUUCCCCGGGUCAUCUUCAGAGAGGGGCUGCGGGCAUCUGGAGGCAAGCGACCAAUUUCCUUUCCACCACAGCCUCAGCAGACCUCCCCCUCACCCAAGCUUACUAAUGGAGACAACACAACAAGACAGUCCCUCAAAGACCGACACAUGCCUCUGGUGCUUCCUGUCCUGCCUGUAAAAGAGCAAAAGACCGAACUGCCAGCCAAAAAGGAGCACAAACUGGAACCACAGCCAGUGAAAGAAGUCAUGCCACAGACAAAAAUCAAGAAGAAAGGUUUGCUGCUUCCUUUCAAGUCAGCCAAAGCAUCAAAAGUCAGUGCAGAAAACAGAGAGGAGCCGAGUUAUGCUGAUCUGACCACCAGACCUUCCAGUGCUCCCGGCGAGUUGCCCUAUGUAGAAAAACAAAGCACAGAGGAUGGGGUUUCUCUCCAAGGUGACCAAUCAACCGCUGAGUUCCCCCUCUCCAGCCCAGAUAUCCCAGUCACCCCUCCAUCUGCAGAGACAAGUGUCGACUCCGACAACAAAAUUAUUAGUACCUUGGAGAGGGCCAAGAAGAAGUUUUCACGCAGGCAAAUGUUGAUCUCUGUCAAACCUAAGAGCUUGUGUUCCCCUGACUAUGUUUCAAGAGAUAAGGCUUUUCCUUUGCCGCCACAGAACAUUGAGAGUGUUGAGGCUCAUCUACCCAUACCCCCACCAGUCUGUCCUCCACACCUGACUUGUAUUUCAGCACGGCCUUUCUUCAAAGCAAACACCUUUGCGCGCAAGUCUCCGUUUGAUAAACACUUUGGCAGGGGUAAACUUCCCUCUGUCAAGACUGGUGAACCUCAUCCACCCUCUGCUCCUCCAACGAAGCCUCUACCUGACUUAAGGUCACUGGGGCCAUUACCACCAAAGCCCCACAGACCUCCCUUUGUAGAUCUCAGCUGUUACCACCUACCCACAGCAAACGAGGUGUCACCAGGUCUUAGCCCAGCACCAAGUGAAGAGCCAGAGUCUGAGCACCCAUCGUCUGUGCUAGACGCUCCAGAGUUUCCAGACUUUGAGAAUUCAGAGAUGGAAACAGCAGAGGGUGAAGCUGUUGACCUCGAUGCACUAGAACUGGAGGCCUUAGACUUGGUCAGCACUGACUCUCCUGUACCAGACUGCGGGGUCACGGAUUUUGAGGAUCCACAACCCGACCUGUCAGUGUGUGAUCCUGUGGAGCCCCUUAUGAGCAUGGGUGUUCAAGAUGUGAACCUUGGCAGUGAAAACAUUAUACCCCUCGAUCCAGCCUGCUUCCCUGAACCAAUAAACCUUUCAGAGUUCCCAGAGCAUGCUGUACCAGAGCAGUGGUCUCAGAGUGAGGAGGUGAGCAGCAUAGAUCCUCUGUCUAACGCUGAUGAGACUGAUCUGGGAGCUGCUGAGUCUCCCUCUGCUGCACAGGAAUCAGCUUUGAAUGAUGGGAUUCAACCACACACAAGUGUGAAUCAACAAGACAGUUACUACGAGGCGUGCGAUAAUGUGUAUGAGGAUGUUGAGAACAUCAACAAAUUCAUCUUGGGCCAGAACUCGCGGAAACGUAAAGGUGCUCUGAAGAAUCCAUAUGCUGACAACCACCCUAUGAAAGAGGAGGCAUGUCUUAACAUAUGGCCGCGGAAUCCAUGGGGUGGUGUAUCAGGAGAACAUGCACAUUCAGCCCAUAAUCAUAUCCUCAGUAAAGAACGGCAGAGCCCGAACACUGCGGACCAUAAAGAACAGAAGAAGAGGGAGAAGCAGCGACUGGAGAAGGAGAAAAAGGAGCUGAAAGAAAGGGAGAAGAAGGAAAAUGAAAUGAAAAAGAAGUUCAAAGUGACUGGCGAAGAGGAGCCCAUGUACCACGCCAAGGUGACGGUGGCUAGCAAGGUUCGCAAGAAUGACCUGCCUGUGAAGAGCGGGGACACAGUCAGCAUCAUUCGCACCACCAGCUGCCCCAAAGGCAAAUGGUUGGCUCGAGACAGCAACCACAAGUAUGGUUAUAUUUCAGUUAUGAAUGUGGAACUAAAUAUCAAGGAGAUGCUGGAACUUGGUAAGAAGGCCCAAGCAGCUGGACGAGGAGGAAACCUGGAGGGAGACACCAUCAGCAUUGGGAGCAGAUCCUCUAGCCAUCCUGUACUAACAAGCAGCUUCACCGAUGACAGUGAGGAGUGGGCCUGCGAAGAUGAGACUCUCUCACCCUCCAUUGAAAGCCAUAGCUUCCCCCAGCAGACUGCCUCAAUGUCUGACAUGUCAUGUGGCCAUGUCAGCGCCCAGCACACUCUGAGCGAUGCCAACCUGGAAGACCUACACACACAGACCAGACACGAGGCCCUGCAGAAACUAGCCAUCUUCUUUCAACACAGCAAAGAUGAAUUUGGUGACAGUGGAGAAGCCACCCCGACCAAUGCUGAGCCACCAAACCUCUUGUGUGCUGUGGAGGAGCCUCCAUAUCCUGAACAGGAGGUUGACUUCACAGAGCUGGAGCUUCUUCCUCCCCCACCGCUAUAUGCUGACACCUUCUGAUCACUACAUGGAGUAAAAUAGGGACUGUCAGUAUAAAGAACUUUUGAGAUUUGAUACCCUCGUUUAACCCUCUACAGUGGAAGAAACCAUCAGAAAGAGAGCUGCUGAUGUGACUGUACUAUAAUUCUGAUUUCACCCUUUUGUUUUGUUGUGCCUGUUGGUACAUUUUCACAUUGUGUUCUGCACUUUGUUCUUUUCUCCGAUGUCACUGUUAUUGGAGCACAAAUUGAAUCAUUGCUCUUUACUCAAAAUAAAUGACAAUGACCUGUAAGUAGCCAGCUGUUAAUUUGUAGUAGCUUACAUUUAAGGAUUUGUUUGAACAUAUUUCUUUGAAUUUGCCUUUUGCCUUACAACAAAUAAAUAUUUGUCAUUGA
Molecule: messenger RNA, 3213 nt
Organism: Dicentrarchus labrax (European seabass)
Lineage: Eukaryota; Metazoa; Chordata; Actinopteri; Moronidae
Exons: 19
Coding region: 134-2839 (901 amino acids)
Biological process (GO): protein localization to plasma membrane; T cell receptor signaling pathway; integrin-mediated signaling pathway
Cellular component (GO): plasma membrane
Molecular function (GO): protein binding
Source: RefSeq, a predicted model, not a curated record